Messenger RNA from Colletotrichum tamarilloi, 327 nucleotides. RefSeq lists its product as uncharacterized. The record is from RefSeq and is a predicted model, not a curated record. The transcript has 2 exons. Bases 1 to 327 code for a protein of 108 amino acids. Lineage: Eukaryota; Fungi; Ascomycota; Sordariomycetes; Glomerellales; Glomerellaceae.
AUGCGUCGUGAUGGUGUUGCCGCCGCCCGCCGGCGUCGAUCCGUGCAACAACCCUUCCCUUCGCCUAAACUGCGCCGCCCGGUCGAUCUGCUGCCCCAACCAUUCUUCCCCCAGACUCUGAUGCUACGUAGCAAAUUGUUUCCCCGCGGAAGCACACUCACCACCACCCCCGAAAUUCCAAUGGGAACUGAGACUCAACCCUCCAAAAGGCUGUCCGACAUGAACCCUGCCACCGGCAAGAUGCCCGGCUGGCCCGCGCUAUCGUACCCGACGCCGGUCGCACCGGCCGAGAAGUUAGAUAGAGCCUCGCCCCCUUUUCCAUCUUGA